Molecule: messenger RNA, 4057 nt
Organism: Acanthaster planci (crown-of-thorns starfish)
Lineage: Eukaryota; Metazoa; Echinodermata; Asteroidea; Valvatida; Acanthasteridae
Biological process (GO): regulation of transcription by RNA polymerase II
Molecular function (GO): RNA polymerase II transcription regulatory region sequence-specific DNA binding; DNA-binding transcription factor activity, RNA polymerase II-specific
Source: RefSeq, a predicted model, not a curated record
UUUAGAGGUUCUCUUAACCGUAUCUGUCACGUAAGCAAGUAAGGGGAGUGAGAUUCCUAUUGUUACAUAUGUACCUGCCUUGCUACUGCGAACAGAAACCAAGCUACUGCCAGUGCUGUUCAUAUCUGAUCAAGUUUGAUUUCCUGAGAGGCAUAUCAGUGUUUUCAUAAAAAAGUUUCCAAACACUUGGGAUCACGGCAGAAGGCAGCAUUUUCCUAGACUCACAUUAAAUUCGACCUGUUUAGAAGCUGUUACUCUGUCUGUCACUAGACCAGUGAACAGAUAUUUUACACGGACGAGAUCUUGGCGUGUAGGAAAAGUGGGACAUCGCUCUUGGAAAUAAAUCAAAUUCUGCAUCGACUCGAUUUUGAUCCCCGGUGGUGGAUUCCUCACAAAAACGGUACAGGAUGCAACCCAACGGGGGAUCUUACAGCCCUGCUAGUCUAGGCACGAUGGGGGCUAUGUACUAUCUACACCAACACGCACAGCAGAUGUACCCAAAUCAUCCACCCUCCGUGCCUGCCCUGACCUUAGCAGAACGACUGGCCGAUUUUAUAUUGGAAGCCCGAUAUGGUACCCACAGAAAGCAACGGCGCAGCCGCACUGCGUUCACCAACCAACAGUUAGCCGCGCUGGAGAAAACAUUUGCUAAGACACAUUACCCGGAUGUAGUGAUGAGAGAGAGACUUGCGAUGUGCACCAACUUGCCUGAGGCGAGAAUACAGGUCUGGUUCAAAAACCGUCGGGCAAAGUUCCGUAAGCAGCAGCGUUGCAAGUCAUCAUGUGAUGACAACAAGAACGUAGAUGUUGAAAGCAAAGGAGAGACCAAAGAAGGUACAAAGCCAGAGGGUGCCACGACCACCACAGCUGAGGCUGAGAGCAAGGGACCCGACGACGCAUCGGGCGGUACCAUCAAUCCCGCACGCUCGCAUGCCUCCGCCGUCGAUGGUGGAAUGGAAAACUACCCAUCCUCAAGCUCCACGGAGCGAAUUCAAUACGUGGAGGGUAGUACUCCUGGCGAAACCAUCUGUUCUCAUGAAGAAUUGGCGGUGGGUGGAGAUGAAGAUUCUGAGAAAGGUGAAACUGAUGACGACAAUGAUGACGAUAAUGAGGAGAACACUGCAGCGGAUGAAGACAAAGAACAUACGGAAGAUAGCAGGGAGACCAGGAGCGAUGUCCAGUCCAUCAAUUUAAAGAUCGAACAAGUACACAACAAGGAGGAGGAGAGUAACACUGAACCAGCCUUAGACGACAGUACCACGGUUUCACCUGUAAGAAGCCUCAGUGAAUCCAGCGAGGGCAACUGGCUUAUGGAUUCCCUCCGGGGUGCAGCUCUGAGGACUGGAGCGGGGCCAUCAAACGGCCUCCCUCACCAGUUGAUGGAGGUUGCAUGCCGAUCUGGGACCCCCCAUCAGCAUCCUAUAGUCGGUCACCUCCAACCCAUCCCCUUGGACCUUCUUUACCUCAUGCAGCGUCAGGCAGGACCGGUCGGGCACGGUGGCCUCCACAGUGGUAUGUUCCGGCCGCCGAUAGCUGUCCAGCCAGGGCCUUUUCUCCGGAUGGACCACCCAUCUGGGCUUCUGUCUGGGUUCCUGCCCUCCGUAUCCCUCCCACCUAACUGUAACUGGAAUCGCAUGAGGUUUUUACCUGGCAUGGGGUCACCACCACCCCAGCUUCCCCCAUUGCCGCCAGCGGCUGCCACUGCUGCGGCAGCGGCAGCUGCUUCAGCCGCCAGUUCUGCUACGGAUAACGUUCAGGAAGGGACUGUGCACUGCAACUCCAGUAUUGAGAGUUUACGGUUGAGGGCCAGACAACAUGCAGCAGCCAUAGGGUAUAACCACAUACGCUGAGGACUCAGUAGCAUUUCAAGUAAUGGGUCAGCAACAUGGGAUGGCCAAACCGUUGAGUCAUCUAUUCCAACAUAUUCGAUUUUUGGGUCAGUUUUAAACUACCACUUGUUGUUGUUGUCUUUGUCAGACUUCACUCAGUAUAUUGAUUGUGUUGUUUUGCCCCUUUUUUCUUUUACUCUUGGUACAUUUUUUAAAGUUUCAAGUAAUUGCAAAGUCAUGUGUCUAUAUGUAAUAUAGACCUGCAUCUUUCAUCUUGUUAAAGUGACAUAGAAAAGUUUAAAAAAGGUUAUUGGAGGAUGUGUAGUGUGCUUAUUAUAAUUAUAAACUUGUUUGUACAUAAUGGAUUAACGUUAUGAAUACUGAAUAAGUUGAGAUUCUAGCAUCUUGUUAUUCUACAUUGAACACUAUGAGGUAGUUAGUUGUGUUAUAUAUUAUUCCAUGUAGAAAUUGCACUACGGUUGCCAGAAGUCCGCCUUAUCAUUCUGUUAAACUGUACUUUUUCACGCAUCUUCUUAAACCUAUUUUCUAGGAGUUGCUUGUUUCCAGCGGACGCAGUCCGUUUACAUUUUCACCUAAAAAUCCUACAGCUCGUUUAUGUUCCCCUGCAGCACUGACUUUUACAUUCCUUUUCCGGUCUGAUUUUGCUAAUAAAGUACCUUGAUUAAACAUAGUACUGCUUAUAUUGAAGAACAGAGACUGACAAAUAGAAGACAAAAUCAUAAAGAAAUAGCACGUAUAAUAAAAACAAUAGUAAUAAUAAUGUCACCGCACUUACAAGGCGUACAGCUUUUAAAGUGUCUGUCACUCUAAUAACACCUUCAUAUAUAAACAAUUAUACUUGUAAAAGACUGUAACCAUUCAAUCAUGUAAUUGAAACCACAUAUAUAUUAGUGCCUUUGCUGCUUGAAAGUUGCAAACAUUAGUGUUUUGAGGGUUUGUGGUCGAAAUGUCCACCUUUGAAAAUUUAGAAAUAAAGUAAAAAAUAUAAUCAGCAGCAUUUACGAUGACAACGGCACAAUAGACGAUUAGAAGUUUCUGUACCUGAAAAGAAAUGGCGUACGAUGUGCACUUUAAAUUGUAUAGCAUCUUAGUAGAAUAAAUUUCUUGCCGCGGUACUCACGGCAGUGGCGUAUCCAGCGGGGACAUGCUACCAAUUUCCUUUUGGGGAAUCGAAAGUACUAUAUAGCAUUUUUAAAAAUGGUACUACAGCCAUUCUUUAGAGUGCAGAUUCUUUUAAGGAUCAAAAAAGAAAAAAAUUUUUUACAGAAACAAACUCCCGUCUCCACCAUGAAGAAGGGGAAAAAGUUUUCCAGGGCGACAAUUAAACAUAAUUAACAGUGUAAAUCGAGUUUGUGUGUACAUGAUAAUCUGGUCUAACACUGGAGCAGAGUGUUGUAGCCACCCCAUCACUGGCUAACCACAAACAGCUAUUAGUCCCCCAUCUGACAUGGGCUGGGGAAAAUAGCGUGUCCCAGGUCUUGUGUUAAGGGGGAAUAUUGAUUAAAAAAAACUGUCCAAAAUUUUUUCAUCUGUAAAAGAAUCGUACUCCCCUAGAAAAAAGGUAGUGGUUCCAUUUCUAAAAUGCCAACGCUUUCAAUUAAAAAUGGAAACAUGUUUGGGGGUGCAACUUGCCUGUGCCUCCCGCCACUGGUUUGGGAUGGUCCCAUCUCCCACACCCAUCGCCGCCUGUGCAAUAUACAGUCAAAGAUUUAAAACACGAGCUGCGUUCCCAGUUUAACUCACUGAUCUCACGAGCGUCAUCGGCCCUUUCAUGCAAACGCCCACGGUGGUCAUGUAUUCCGAUUGGGGCAGGGACGUGCGGGCGCAGCCGAUAGCGCGUCUCCCCAGAGAAUAUACCCGCCUGCUUGUCCUAAAAGUGAUGACGUCGCUUAAUCAUCUAAUUCGUCAUGUCAGUGCCUGGCAGGCCACUGCCUGAAAUGAUUGAAUCCUUUUCCAUUACGUUGAUUUUUUUCUCUCUCGAUCUUCUACAUUGAAGGGUUAAAUUUGCCCAUCCCGUAACAAUUUUAAGACAGUAAUUAAGGUAAAAUUUGGCAAUAGACGUGUUCCGCAGUAAAUCCUUAUACAUACAACUAAACGCUUUAUAUCGUCAGUGAAUUGUUUCUGUAGUUUUGAAAACAACAAUAAACGGUCUAGCGUGUUGCAAAUCAUUGAUUGUGCAAUAGAAGAGUUUGGAACUACAUAUAGUG